AUGGCGUUGUCCUCCCUUAUGAAGUUCAGGGCUGUGUCUGGAGCUGCAAACCAAAAGAGAAGUCUAAAAACUCAUGUAUGGAGUCACACAGGAGAAAAGCCUUUCACAUGUACAGAGUGUGGAAAAUGUUUUACACAAAAGAGUAAUCUAAAAACUCAUAAAAGGAGUCACACAGGAGAAAAGCCUUUCACGUGUACAGAGUGUGGAAAAAGUUUUACAAAAAAGAGAAGUCUAAAAACUCAUGUAUGGAGUCACACAGGAGAAAAGCCUUUCACAUGUACAGAGUGUGGAAAAUGUUUUACACUGAAAAGUAAUCUGAAAACUCAUGAAAGGAUUCACACAGGAGAAAACACGUUCACAUGUACAAAGUGUGGAAAAUGUUUUACACAUAUAAGUCUUCUGACAUCUCAUGAAAGGAGUCACACAGGAGAAAAGCCUUUCAAAUGUACAGAGUGUGGGAAAUGUUUUACAGAAAAGAAAAGUCUAAAAACUCAUGAAAGGAGUCACACAGGAGAAAAGCCUUUCACAUGUACAGAGUGUGGAAAAUGUUUUCCACAAAAGAGUAAUCUAAAAUCUCAUGAAAGGAGUCACACAGGAGAAAAGCCUUUCACAUGUACUGAGUGUGGAAAAUGUUUUACACAAAAGAGUGAUCUAAAACCUCAUGAAAGGAUUCACACAGGAGAAAAACCUUUCACAUGUACAGAAUGUGGAAGAUGUUUUCCACAAAAGAGUUAUCUAAGAACUCAUGAAAGGAUUCACACAGGAGAAAAGUCUUUCAUAUGUACAGAAUGUGGAAGAUGUUUUCCACAAAAGAGUCAUCUAAAAACUCAUGAAAGGUUUCACACAGGAAGUAAACCUUUCACAUGUACAGAGUGUGGAAAAGGAUUUACAGUAAAGAGUACUCUGAAAACUCAUGAAAGGAUUCACACAGGAGAAAAACCUUUCACAUGUACAGAGUGUGGAAUAUGUUUUACACAAAAGAGUGAACUGAAAUAUCAUGAGAGGAUUCACAAAGGAGAAAAGCCGUUCACAUGUACAGAGUGUGGAAAAUGUUUUACACAAAAGAGUAAUCUAAAAACUCAUGAAAGGUUUCACACAGGAAAAAAACCUUUCACAUGUACAGAGUGUGGAAAAGGAUUUACAGUUAAGAGUAAUCUGAAAACUCAUGAAAGGAUUCACACAGGAGAAAAACCUUUCACAUGUACAGUGUGUGGAAAAGGAUUUACAGUAAAGAGUAAUCUGAAAACUCAUGAAAUGAUUCACACCGGAGAAAACCCUUUCACAUGUUUAUAA
Molecule: messenger RNA, 1293 nt
Organism: Bombina bombina (fire-bellied toad)
Lineage: Eukaryota; Metazoa; Chordata; Amphibia; Anura; Bombinatoridae
Product: gastrula zinc finger protein XlCGF26.1-like
Exons: 2
Coding region: 1-1293 (430 amino acids)
Biological process (GO): regulation of transcription by RNA polymerase II
Cellular component (GO): chromosome
Molecular function (GO): chromatin insulator sequence binding
Source: RefSeq, a predicted model, not a curated record